AUGGCGUCAGCAGAGCAUGUGCAGUUCGUCUGUACCCUUCUCGCUCACACUCUCAACCCUUCCGAACGCCAAAACGCAGAGCAGCAGCUCACACAAGCACAGUCGCAAACUGGCUUCCUCCAAAUCCUCAUCGCCGUCAUCCAGAAUGCUCUGGUCCCCAGCAACGAUGCUGUCCGUCUCUCCGCCGCCAUCAAGCUAAAGAACAUCUGCAAGACUGCAUGGGACGAGAUCGCUGCAGAAGAGUCCGCUGUAGAAAAGGUCGUCGAUCCACAAGACAAGCAGGCACUCAAGCAGAGCAUCAUUCCCUUGCUUGUGUCCAUCUCAACCACAACCGAUGGCAGGCCACCUGCUCCCACAAACGUACGAUCCCAAUUAGAAGAAGCUAUCGCCCUCGUCGCAGAAAAGGACUUCCCACAUGACUGGCCCAACCUCAUGGACGACCUGGUCCCCAAGCUGGCAAGUCAAGAUGACCAGCUCGUACUCGGCAUCCUUCGCACAGCACACACCAUCUUCUACAGGUGGCGAUCCGCCUUCCGCAGUGACGAUCUCUACAGCGAGAUCAACUACGUCCUCGGCAAAUACGCUGUUCCGCAUCUUGAACUGCUCAAACGCACCGACCAAAGACUCCUCGACCCAGCAACCCCCUCCGCAUCACUUCCUGCCCUCGGCAACAUCAUGAACAUGGCAUUGCAAGUCUUCUACGACCUCUCCAGUCAAGAUUUGCCGCCACAGAUCGAAGACAACAUCGGUCCCAUCAUGGAGAUCCUCGCGCGCUGGAUCUCGCAAUCUCGACCUGAACUCGACUCGGAUCCAGACGAGCCCUGCGCGCUUCAAGAGAUCCGUAGCAGCAUCUGCGAGAUUGCCGAACUCUACGCCAAGAGGUAUCUCGACGCUUUCACUCAGCUUCCCGUCUUUGUUCAGGCCAUCUGGGAGAUGCUUGGCACAUGCACACUUUCGCAGAAGUACGACACUUUGGUCUCCAAGGCCGUGGGGUUCCUGUCGACCGUGGUCAGAAUGGGCAGCUCGCGCGAAAUGUUCCAAUCCACAGAAACGCUCGAGCAGCUUUGCAGCGCCAUCAUCUUGCCCAACAUUGCCAUUCGUGAGGCCGACGAGGAGCUCUUCGAGGACAAUCCCAUCGAGUACAUCCGACGAGACCUCGAGACCAGUAUGGAGGCCGACACGCGCAGGAAAGCCGCCUCCGAGUUUUGCAGGUCGCUCAUGGAGUUCUUUGCAGCAGAAGUCACCAGCAUCGUCUCGAGGUACAUCAUGCAGUACCUCGAGCAGUACCGUGCCGAUCCACAGGCCAACUGGAGGCAGAAAGAUACCGCCAUCUACUUGCUCACUUCCAUCGCCUCCAAGUCCUCCACAGCCCAGCGAGGUGUCACGUCCACCAACGAGCUUGUUGACGUCGUCCAAUUCUUCUCCGACAACGUCUUUGCCGAUCUCCAGCAGAGCGCUGAUGACUCGCCUAGCCCCAUCCUGCAGGUGGACGCCAUCAAGUACCUCCACACUUUCCGCAACCAGCUCACAAAGGAACAGCUCAUCUCGGUCCUGCCGCUUCUCGUGCAGCACCUCGAGAGCUCGCAGUACGUCACCUGCUCGUACGCUUCGAUCACCAUCGAGCGCGUUCUGGCACUCAAGAGGGACGGCAAACUGCUCUUCACCCCACAAGACGUGCAACCCUUUGCGGAGAACAUCCUCAUGGCGCUCUUCCGCAACAUCGAGCGCGGCACCACACCGGAAAAGCUCGCCGAGAACGACUACCUGAUGAAGUGCAUGAUGCGCAUGCUCGCCACCGUGCGCGAAGCCAUCGCCCCCGCCCACGCCGCCAUUCUCGGCCAUCUUGCCAACAUCCUCACCGAGAUCAGCAAGAACCCGUCCAACCCGCGUUUCUCGCAAUUCCUCUUCGAGUCCAUCUCGGCGCUCAUCCGCUUCACCGUCGCUGCGCAGCCCGAGAGCCUGGCCGCAUUCGAAGCGCAGCUCUUCCCGCCGUUCACCAUGAUCCUCAGCCAGGACGUGGCCGAAUUCCAGCCGUACGUCUUCCAGAUUCUGUCGCAGAUGCUCGAGCUGCACACCACGCAGGGUCUGCCCGAGGCCUACUCGUCGCUCUUGCCGCCGAUUCUCACACCGGCGUGCUGGGAGAACCGCGGCAACGUGCCGGCGCUCGUCCGCCUGGUGCGCGCCUUCCUCGCUAAGGACGCACCGCGCAUCGUCGCCCAAGGCCAGCUGGCCGCCAUGUUGGGCAUCUACCAGAAGCUCAUUUCCACUCGAGUCAACGAGGGUGCUGCCCUCGAACUGCUCGAAACCAUAUUCGCUGCUGUACCGACCGAUGCGCUAGAGAACUACAAACGCGCGGUGCUGACACUGCUCCUGACGCGUCUGCAGCAGACCAAGACAGACAAGCUGGUCAAGGGCACUAUCCAUCUGGUGAGCAGCAUCGCUCUGACGGACAAGGGUCCCGAGUACGCAGUGGAGAUCUUCGAAGCUGUGCAGCCUGGGCUGUUCGCGCAGAUUGCACAGGGGAUCAUCGCGCCGGACCUGGCCAACGUCGCCGAGCGCCAGAAGAAGGUGGUCAGUGUCGGAUUUGGACUGCUGCUGCUGCGAUCGCAGCGUCUGCGUCAACCGCCCAAUGUGCAAGUGCUGCCAAGCCUGCUUUCGGCGCAUCUCAAGCUGCUGCUCACGCCGAGCUCGGCAGCCGCAACGGCAGGGGAGGACGAGCUGUUCGCCGACGAAGAGGCGACCAGUGCCGGGUUCCAGUCGAGCUUCAGCCGGCUGGCCGCGAGUGAGACGGCCAAGGUGGAUCCCACCAGGGAGACGCUCCAGGGCGCAGAGGUGAAGGUGUGGUUCAAGGCGCAGCUCGAGAAGUUCAGAGGCGAGGUUGGGGAUGCGGUUUGGGGACAGGUGUGGGGCGGUGUGGAUGCGGGAUUGAGGCAGAGCUGGGAGCGCCUGUGA
Messenger RNA from Kalmanozyma brasiliensis GHG001, 2952 nucleotides. Its product is annotated as Importin-beta, N-terminal domain protein. The record is from RefSeq and is a predicted model, not a curated record. Lineage: Eukaryota; Fungi; Basidiomycota; Ustilaginomycetes; Ustilaginales. Bases 1 to 2952 code for a protein of 983 amino acids. Gene Ontology annotation, molecular function: small GTPase binding; nuclear export signal receptor activity. Gene Ontology annotation, cellular component: cytosol; nuclear envelope. The transcript has a single exon. Gene Ontology annotation, biological process: protein import into nucleus; protein export from nucleus.